GUUUGGCUUCAGCUGUAGAUUCAAAAUAUUUAGGCCUUUCAUGUUCAAAUCAGAUGGAAUUCCUCUAAUUGUGGCCUCAUAAUUUUAUUAAAGGAUUGAUGUACCAGAGGCAGAACACGGACCUAUUUUGAUUCGGAGUCCGAUGUCAGAAGUAUUCACAAACCUCCUGGAGCCUAAGCCGGGAGGAAGCCAAUGAUUGGAAAACCCCAAAGUCUGUUCGCCAUCACUGACAAACUCACUAGGUAUCUGCCAGUCAGAGUCCUGGGACCGAACGACGGUGCAGCAUUCUUAUUCUCAGUUACUAGACAACAUGGCUCCCAAUCACAAGCUUUCCGAGGCAUCUGUCGAUGAAGAAUAUCUCACGGGGAAGAACUACCCGGCUAAGGACGGGAGGUUCUGGCUCUGGUUUUUGGUGGGAACGCUGCUGAAUGUGUGCAUCAUCGCGGCCUCAGUCGGCCUGACUGUGAUGUACGUCCACACGGAGCUGCAGUCACUCAAGGACCAGAUGCAAAUUCACGAAGAGCGUUUGGCAUGGUUGGAAAGUGACUCGUCGAAACAAGACGCCGGGGGAAAGGACGUCCCAACUUGGAAGUAUGCCCAGUUGCGAACGAGACGAGAUCGGCAGCCUCAAGUGUCGUCUGGCCGCAGCGGCCAACGAAAUGAAACGCACCUUCCGGGUUACGCAGGACCAAGAAAUGCAGGUGCUGCUUUAUGCCGGGACGGUCGUGAUGGGAGAGACGGUAAGGAUGGACAGGACGGGGCCCAGGGCCCAGCGGGACCGGCCGGCCCAACAGGAAUCAAGGGCGAAAAGGGAGAUCCUGGCAUUGAUACGGAUCGAGGCUCAUCAGAAAUGAUGUUGCACAGACGGGCCAAGCGAGAUCUAGGCGACGGCAAUUCAUCACAUACAGCCGAAAAUCGGGAGUCGGGCGCGCAUGACGUGUAUCCCACCUUGAGGCCGUCUGGGGGAGAGACGUACGUCCGAUGGGGGCGCACUACUUGCCCAAGUGAUAUAAACACGGAGCUCGUUUAUGCAGGUAUUGCCGCAGGCGCGCAUUAUAGUCACAAGGGAGGUUCUGUUGAUUUCUUCUGCCUUCCGUCUGAACCGGAGUGGUCGGCCUCUCACAACGACGGGCUCAACUCCAACUCCUUCCUGUACGGGAUGGAGUACGAAGUUUCCGCUUUCGAUCCCUUCUCCCACGAGAACGCGGAGUUCCUGCACAACCGUGACGUCCCGUGCGCCGUGUGCCGUCUCACGGACCGCGGGACCCAGCACCUCUUCCCGGCCAAGCUCGGCUGCCCGGAGAACUGGACAGAGGAAUACAGAGGCUUCCUUAUGUCCGGACACCACGGCCACGAGCAGCGAUCCAAAGCCAUGUGCGUGGACGAGGCGCCCGAGGCGAUCCCCGGCAGUCAGACCAACCAGGACGGCGCGCUGCUCUACAUCAUUGAGGGGCGUUGUGGCUCCCUCCUGUGCCCCCCUUAUGUCGAAGGGCGUGAAAUAACAUGCACAGUCUGUAGCAUCUAGAAAUCAAUGCACGGUCUUUGUACCCAAUCCCGUCUUGAAAUCACUUUGGUACAAGAGGGCGUCAGUAUACAAGUUACUACAUUAUAUAACCUUUUUCAUAUAGAUUUGGCGCUGGUUCCCAUUUAACCACGAGUCUCUUAAAUUAAAGGGACCUUGCGUAGAUUUUUUUCUUAGAGCAUAGUUUGUGCAACAUUCUACUCCUUGUAAAUGUAUGAAAAUUAUUAUUUUGAUAUCCUUCUUUGGUCAAUUUUAUUGAAAUGUACACUUCUGUAAAUAUUUAAAAUUGUCCAUACUUUUCUGGACA
Molecule: messenger RNA, 1829 nt
Organism: Patiria miniata (bat star)
Lineage: Eukaryota; Metazoa; Echinodermata; Asteroidea; Valvatida; Asterinidae
Product: short-chain collagen C4-like
Exons: 6
Coding region: 311-1525 (404 amino acids)
Source: RefSeq, a predicted model, not a curated record